Molecule: messenger RNA, 1635 nt
Organism: Suillus bovinus
Lineage: Eukaryota; Fungi; Basidiomycota; Agaricomycetes; Boletales; Suillaceae
Exons: 4
Coding region: 1-1635 (544 amino acids)
Molecular function (GO): protein binding
Source: RefSeq, a predicted model, not a curated record
AUGUUACAACAGGAAACGAAGCCCACAGCCCAGCUCCAGUCUCUUGCUACAGAACUCCAGUCUCACAUACUGAGUUUUCUUCCUUACCAAGAUAUUCUUCGAUGUACAUCCGUAUGUAAGGCCCUCCGCCAGACGUACACAUCGUGCUCCGAGCUUCAGUACAUCGUUGAGCUUGGCGGUCAACGUCUCCUCCCUGUCCUCAACACUUUUGACAAUCGCACUUCUAUUUCCGAGCGCCUACAACUUCUAAGGGAUAAUGCUCACGCAUGGUUCAACUUUGAUAUCCACUCUUUUGAAUCAGUCACCAUACCUGUCCAUAGCAAAAUGUGGGUUGUCAACGGGCACCUUUGCCUAUGGGAGCGACAUCACGACUCGACCACAAUUUUUCCAAUACUACCGAAAUCUUCCCAAUACACGAUCGAGCGUGAUUGGUCCCUGAUGUCGUUGCGUUCAGAUCUCAAUGCAUAUGGCUUUGAUGUACUCAUGGAUCCGGGGCAAAAUCUAAUGGCUGUCGUUUAUGCCACUGUCGAUGAUCAUUCCCAAUGGGAUGAAGAGAGGAUCUAUAUCAACCUCGGGACCCUGGAUGGAGGAGGUAUCCACCCUCAAGCCAUUGGACGGACAUUAUUUCGGUCAGAGCUGCUUGGAAUGCCGAGUGGUAAUCGCACUUCAACAGGCUUGGGGAAAUUAAAACUCAAGUGCUUCGGAAGACAUAUCGCUCUGUGGCAAUCCCGACAGAUCACUCAUGAAUAUUUUGACGAGAGGCUAUGGGGAUUGCAGAUUUGGGAUUGGCAGCACUCAGCAACGUCCAGUUGCGUCCUGAGUUCCACAAUAAACCCAGCGUGUGAGGACGCAAUCGAUUUUUGUUUCCUCGGAAACGACAGAUUGCUUGUUUUCAGCGAUGACAUUAAGCUCUAUUUGGUCGAGGACACGUCCCAAGCGCCUCAAUUACUGGCGUGCUUCUUGCUGCCUGUAUCACUAACGAGGAUACAGUGCAUAUACUCGAUGGAUGGUAUUGCACAUAGCUCGCAAUCCCAGAUACUAGCCCAACAGACGAUGUGGACUUUGGACCCUGAACGUCAACUACUAUCAGUUGUCACAUUCUCUCCGAAUCUCAUCUUCAUCGUCUCCACCAGAAUUUUCUUUGAUCUCGACUUGUUUGAGGGAAUGCUAGAAGCAAUACCGUGGAAUAACUGGGGUCCUUUAAAUGCUCGUGUAUUCCAGGUACCGAGCCGUCACAAUAUUUCCGUUGGUGGAAAUCGGGUUUUGUUGGCAUCUCCUGCAGAUGACGCGACCGGCAUUUGGUAUUUCCCCAAAAAGUUUAGAUUGCACGUGAUGGACUUCACCCCGUUAGCUGUGGAGCGUCGAGAAGGUUUGGGACGAGUUGUGAAAGAGCCAUCUACGAUAGAAAUCAAUGAGUCACGGACAGGGGAGGGCCUGGCGGAGAGCUUAACGACAUCCCUCCCGUACGUCGAGGUUGUGUUGGAUCAGGACAGAACAUUUGGAUAUCGUGGAUUCGAAAAGAUGUGGAUUGAUGCGGAAAGAAUUUACUUUUAUCAUGGAUCGAAUCAGCUCGAGGUCAUUGAGAUAACGUCAAGUGCUGCAGUUGCAGCGAACUGUAUUACAUCGUCAAACUAG